AUGCCCAAGAAUCAGCGGGAAAGCAAGGGAGGUGAAACCAGCAUCCAGGAUUGGCAAGAUACUAUCCGCCACUAUCCUGCUCCCUGGGCAGAACUGGAAACCGAAAAUAUCAUCCUCACGCUGCCAUCGGAUGCUGUACGUAGUCACGAAGGGAUCGCUUUCCUCCUCCAGACCUGGGAUCAGAUGAUGAGGGCCAUUGCCCACUUAGCAGCCAUCUCUCCUAUUUUCCCCAGACCAGAGAGGAUUGUGGCAGAUGUUCAGAUAGCAGCAGGUUGGAUGCACGCUGGCUAUCCAAUCAUGAGUGAUGUAGGUGCCCUAUCUGAGAUCAUAGAUGUGCAAGAUUUCUACGCUAAAGGAACUUGGGGCCCAAUCCACAAACUGGGUCAUAACCAACAGAAGUGUGGGUGGGAUUUCCCACCCCAUACCACAGAGGCCACCUGCAACCUCUGGUCCGUUUAUGUCAAUGAGACCGUGCUGAGCAUCUCCCGAGAAAUAGCCCAUCCAGACCUUCAACCGGGUGCAAGAAAGGAGAGGAUUGAGAACUACAUUAGAAAUGGAGCUAAUCUGGACGACUUUGAAGUGUUCACUGCACUUGAACCCUACUUGCAGCUGCAGGAAGCCUUCGGUUGGGACCCCUACAUCCACAUUUUCGCGAAAUACCAAACCAUGAGCAACAUCCCAGAUAACAACAAGGACAAGAUGAACCUGUGGGCAGAAACCUUCUCUCAGGAAGUCAACAGAAACCUGGCUCCUUUCUUCAAAACUUGGGGGUGGCCCAUUGAGGACAGUGUCUCCGAGAAUCUGGCCUUAUCCUACCCCCCCUGGGUUGAGGAUCCCAUGAUAGAGUACCGGCACUCUUGA
Ahaetulla prasina is the source of this 861-nucleotide messenger RNA. Its product is annotated as TRPM8 channel-associated factor 2-like. The record is from RefSeq and is a predicted model, not a curated record. Bases 1 to 861 code for a protein of 286 amino acids. The transcript is spliced from 4 exons. NCBI's taxonomy places the organism in Eukaryota, Metazoa, Chordata, Lepidosauria, Squamata, Colubridae.